AUGCUUCAGCGUACCAAGUAUAACCGCUUCAGGAAUGAUUCAGUGACAUCAGUUGAUGAUCUUAUUCACAAUUUGUCCAUGAACAGCAAAGUCUCAGCAGUUGCUACGACCUCAACAGCACCUUCAUACCUGGUCUCGCCUGAAGUUCUCCGCAAAGACCAAGAAGAUGGACCCACCACCUUUUGUACCCUCAUCCAUAAGGUGUCCCACUUGAAACUCUCCAACACAGGCAGCCUUUUGGGUAUCAAAAAUCUCUCCUCUGCAGUGAAGGAGCUUGCUGUCUCCAAAUUGCAGGGAAGCUCGAGCGCUUCUAGCUCAGCAGCAGGGGCUUCAGAAAACACAUGUAACCUUGUCUCUGCCACUCCGUGUUCUCAGCAGGACAUGAGCAAGAUGAGUACAGGAAAAAAAACACGGUCAGAGGAAAUGCACCUGGGAGGUGAAGACUGGAAUCAAAGUAGCAGCUUUGUCAAUAAACCCUCCCGAGGGUGGCUGCAUUCAAAUGAGAAGAUCCUGGGACCUGGUGUGACGUACAUUGUGAAGUACUUGGGGUGUAUAGAGGUCUUACGCUCAAUGAGAUCUCUUGACUUCAAUACAAGAACACAGAUUACAAGGGAAGCAAUCAGCCGUGUUUGUGAAGCAGUACCUGGAGCCAAAGCAGCCUUCAAAAAAAGAAAGCCACCAAGCAAAGUUCUCUCUAGCGUCUUGGGAAAGAGCAAUCUUCAGUUUGCAGGAAUGAACAUAACUCUAAAUAUAUCCACCACCAGCUUAAAUCUAAUGACUCCUGAUUCAAAACAGAUCAUAGCAAAUCAUCAUAUGCAGUCUAUUUCCUUUGCCUCUGGAGGUGAUCCGGAUACAACAGACUAUGUUGCAUAUGUAGCUAAGGACCCUGUUAAUCGCAGAGCGUGCCAUAUACUGGAAUGCUGUGAUGACCUGGCCCAGGAUAUUAUCAGCACCAUAGGGCAAGCAUUUGAACUUCGAUUUAAGCAAUAUUUACGGUGUCCCUCUAAGAUACCUGCUCUCCAUGAUAGGAUGCAGAGUUUUGAUGAACCUUGGAUGGAGGAAAAUGGAGAGCCAGCAGAACAUCCCUAUUACAACAGCAUUCCUAAUAAAAUGCCUCCUACUGGUGGCUUUAUUGAUGCUAGAUUCAAAACUAGGAUCCCAAAUGCCGCAGAGACUGCUCAGGUCACAGGAAGAGAACAAACAUAUUACCAGAGUCGACACUUCGGAGACAAAUUCAGUGAAGACUGGCAGCAUGCUCCUGUUAAACAAGGGUCCUUGGACAUUUACAGCGUGCCAGAAGGGAAGCCUCAGGUAACCCCAACAGGAGAGGUGCCAGCUUAUGUGAACACCCAACAUAUAAACAUGGAAGCUCUACUUGCACUUCAGGCAGAUGCUGAAAGUGCAUUCAGUGGAACAAAAGAGUGUACCAAAGACAGCAGUCCAAGAAAAGAUCUGUUUGAUAUGAAACCUUUUGAAGAUGCUCUCAAGAACCAGGCCACUGUGCCUGCGCUGAAUAAGGCUCCCUCGGUCGAGUGUACCAGUCCUCCAUUACCCAGAGCAGCUAACUGCACUAUAAUGAACGAGCUGAAUACAGAGCCUUGGUAUCAAGGAGAGAUGAGUAGGAAAGAAGCAGAACAGCUGUUAAAGAAAUGUGGAGACUUCCUGGUCAGGAAAAGCACCACAAAUCCAGGCUCCUAUGUGCUGACUGGUAUGCACAAUAGACAAGCCAAACAUCUUCUUUUAGUGGAUCCGGAAGGAACUGUUCGUACAAAGGAUCGUGUAUUUGACAGCAUAAGCCAUCUCAUCAACCAUCAUCUUGAGAACAAUUUGCCAAUAGUUUCCGCUGGAAGUGAACUCUGCCUCCAGCAGCCAGUUGAGAGGAAACAGUGA
Molecule: messenger RNA, 1890 nt
Organism: Emys orbicularis (European pond turtle)
Lineage: Eukaryota; Metazoa; Chordata; Testudines; Emydidae
Gene: SHC3
Product: SHC adaptor protein 3
Exons: 12
Coding region: 1-1890 (629 amino acids)
Biological process (GO): cell surface receptor protein tyrosine kinase signaling pathway; intracellular signal transduction
Cellular component (GO): plasma membrane
Molecular function (GO): receptor tyrosine kinase binding
Source: RefSeq, a predicted model, not a curated record